Moesziomyces antarcticus is the source of this 1980-nucleotide messenger RNA. RefSeq lists its product as uncharacterized. The record is from RefSeq and is a predicted model, not a curated record. Bases 1 to 1980 code for a protein of 659 amino acids. The transcript has a single exon. Lineage: Eukaryota; Fungi; Basidiomycota; Ustilaginomycetes; Ustilaginales; Ustilaginaceae.
AUGCACUUCUCCAGGAGCAUCAGCCUUAUGGCUGCCCUGCUUGCGCUCACACAGCUGGCGCAAGCUGCACAGGUCGCCGUCACCCAGAUCUCGUGCAACUACCUCUACUUCACCCUCAGCCUCACCGCCGCCGAAGCGCGCGAUGCCGUCUACCUUGGCGUCUACAUCGACGACAACAUGAUCUCCGAGAUCCAAUUCAACUCGGCCUACGCCAACACCAACACCUACCAGUGGUAUGCCCCCUUCUUCCAGGGCUCCGGUCCCACCACUUCCGGCACUCAGGACGUCACCUUCCGUCUGCUCGACACAAACGAGGAGCCCAUCACCGCCUACCCACGCAUCACUCAGCCGCUCGCCUUCCAGUGCGGCACCACCCUCACCACCUCCACCACCGCCCUCGGCACCGCCACCUCCUCCUCGCCCCGCGCUUCCAACACCAACGGCGGCGGUUCCUCCGGCAACGCCAGCAACGGCAGCUCCAGCUCCGGCUCCUCCUCGUCCACAGGUGCCAUCGCUGGUGGUGUUGCAGGUGGCGUGGCUGCCCUCGUCAUCCUCGGCCUCAUCGCCUUCUGCCUCAUGCGCAAGAAGAAGAAGCAGAACCAGCAGCAGAGCCGCCUUCGCAACGACGAAGCAGACGAGGCCGCCUUCCGUGCUCCCAACAACGACUCCACCACCUCGCUUGCUACGGCCCCAGAGACCGCCAACACUCCCAUGAUGCGCGACAUCUCGACCAAAAACGUCUUUGCCGACCCUUCCACCUCGGCCUUCUCGGGCGCUCCCUCGGGCACCUCCACCCAGUACUCGGCGCUCAAUAAUAACGCCGCCUCCACCUCCAACGCCGGCGCCGGUGCCGGUGCCGGUGCCGCAGGCGCCGCUGCAGCUGCUGGCGGCAUCGGUGCUGCUGCCAUCGCCGCCCGCAAGCAGUCGCGCGAAAACACUCGCGCCCGCUCGCCCAGCCACGCCUCGGACCGUCGUCCCUCGUCGGAAUUCUCCAAGGACAAUUCUGCAAGCCCUUCGUCCCAGGCGCCUCCGCCCGUCCCUGCGCUGCCCACCCCCAUGCCUGCCGCUGCCUCACCCAAGCAGAACACAAUGGCGGCCGUGCCUCCUGCCAACCCCUCCGCUUCCGCCGCCGCUUCUCACCCACCUUACCCAGCCUCGAGCCCAGCGACGGCCAACAAGGAUGCAUCGGUCGCCCCUCUCGCAGCCGGAGGCGCAGCAGCAGCAGCAGCCACCACAGCUGCCGCCGCCGCCGCCGCAAGCAACAAGGACACCAAGGACAAGUCGAGCAAGUGGGGCUUUAAGCGCGCCUCCAAGGACACGAGCUCCAAUAAGCUGCCAUACCCGCCUGCCGUGCCCGAGUCGAGCGCACUUGCCCCUUCGGUCGAGACACCCUCGGCGUCAAGCAACUCGUCCUCGUCCAAUAAGUCGGCCGAGGUGCCGGUCCCCGCUUCGCCCUCACGAUCGUUCAAGGUGAUCCCCAAGCCCGCCGCUGCACCCGUUGCAUCCACCGCCGGCCCGAGCAGCGCCUCGAUCGCGCCGAGCGAGAACAGCUUGAAUCGCACGCCCGUCUUCCCGCCGCGCUCGGGACCCGCGACGCCGGCCGGUUCGAUCCGCGGCACCAACUACUCGCGUGCUCCAUCGGUCGCCUCGAUGACCGCUGGGUUUGCCGAUGCGCCGCCCAUGCCUUCGGGUGCGUCCGUGUCGUCGGCGCCCGUGAGCGAGUUUGGCGGCAACAUGGCUGGCGUGGGUGCCGGCCGUUCGUUUGCCGCUUCGUCGGGCAACUCGACAAAGUGGCACCAGCAGAGCUACAACAUCAUGCCCAACUUCAGCCACCGCGCAUUGGCGCGCUCGACGCAGCUCGACGAGGACCUCAUCUUUGGCCACCUCGGCAUGGGCCUCACCCCGCCCCCGGGUCCUGCGGGCAACGGCAGCGAGACCGGCAGCUCCAAGAGCCGCACCGAUCCGUUUGGUGACCGUUGA